ACAUGACGCGUGACCCCAUCCUUACAAGGUCCUUACGGCGCAUGGGGUUUAGCGGCAACCCAACAUUCUCCUUUCUUACCACGUGACAGGAAGUUCCUAGACUACAACUACCAGAGUGCUGCGCUGCGAUCAUGUGACAGGACCGGGUCAGGUGACCGAGGAGCAGCAGCUGAGCAAAGGAGAUCGUGGGCGGAUGGUGGCAGCGCUCUCCUGGCAGGAUGUCUUUAGGAAACGUGGCCAUCAAUGCGGAUUACUCGUGGGAUGCGGGGGAGCGCGCCCGCCUGCUGCAGAGCCCCGUCCUCCCGGAGACCAGGAGGCUGGUAGGAGGCACGUCUGCCAUCGGAGCCGUCUUCAUUGUGGUGAACGCAGCGCUGGGCGCAGGCCUGCUCAACUUCCCUGCAGCGUUCAGUGCCGCGGGCGGAGUGACGGCUGGGCUAGUGCUGCAGCUGGUCCUGCUGCUCUUCAUCGUCAGUGGUCUAGUGAUCCUGGCACACUGUGCCGAUGCCUGCAGCGAGCGGACGUACCAGGAGGUGGUGCGGGGGGUGUGCGGGCGUGUUAGCGGGGUGCUGUGUGAGAUUCUCAUCGCGGUUUACACCUUCGGCACCUGCAUCGCCUUCUUCAUCAUCAUCGGAGACCAGCUGGAGAAGCUGCUUGGCGCCAUGAUGCACAGCCUGGAGGACCGGGACCUGCCCUGGUAUGCCGAGCGCAAGUUCACCAUCACCGUCACUGGAGUUUUGCUGGUACUGCCGCUGUCCCUGCCCCGCGAGAUCAGUGUCCAGAAAUAUGCCAGCUCUCUCAGCGUCCUGGGUACCUGCUAUGUGACCUUCAUUGUCAUCUUCCGAUGUAUACAUCCUACCAGCGAGCGUCCGUCUGACAGCGCCACCCGCAGUGCUUCCUCCUGGAUUGCUGUCUUCAACGCCGUGCCCACAAUCUGUUUUGGGUACCAGUGCCACGUCAGCAGCAUCCCCGUGUAUGGCAGCAUGCAGCGGCAGGACAUCCGGCGCUGGGCGGCCAUAGUGUCCGUGGCCAUGUUUAUUGCUCUGUGCGUCUACACUGGGACAGGUGUGUGCGGCUAUCUGCUGUUCGGUUCGGCGGUGGACCAGGACGUCCUCCUCUCCUUCCCGUCGGAUGAUGUGCCAGUGGCUGUGGCGCGAGCGUUCAUCAUCCUGUGCGUGCUGACGUCAUACCCCAUCUUACACUACUGUGGGCGGGCGGUGCUGGAGGGACUGUGGCUGAGGUUCACGGCACAAGAGGCUGGCGAGGAUCCAGUCAGAGAACGGCGCCGGAGAAUCUUCCAGACGCUGGCCUGGUUUGUGCUGACGCUACUCCUGGCACUCUUCAUCCCGGACAUCGGGAGAGUGAUUUCCCUGAUCGGAGGUCUCGCUGCUUGCUUCAUCUUCAUCUUCCCAGGGCUCUGCCUCAUCAACCUGAAACUGUCCGAGAUCCAGGAGCAGAAGAGCCGGAGCUGGUGGGCACUGCUCAGUUACGGAGUUACCAUGGUGACCCUGGGAGCCUUCAUUUUUGGACAGACCACAGCCAAGGCCAUCUUUGUGGACCUGAUGGGUUGAUCACCUGAGAUAUGACAUUCCCCUCCGCUUGUGUCCUGCAGAGCGUCGCACCUAGCAUGAUUACUAAUGCUCAUUCUCCUGGACAGUAACCCCGCUACAUGUGUCCUCCCAUAAUUCCCGGAUAGCUGCAGAAGGAACAGCAGAGCCCAUUCCGCUGCUGCCGCUUAUCCCUGUUUUAGCUGCUCCCUUCCCCAAGGUUUACUGAGAGCACAAGGACCAAGAUGGCGGCAGCGUGCCCGGCACUGAUCCAGCACCACAGUUACUUGGCGCUGACAACUGGCCCACAGAAGAUGCGGAUGCAGCAGAGCUGUGCGCAGCACCCCUCUUGUCACCAGUGAUGUCACUGCCCUCAGGGGUGGAGCUGUGUGCAGGGGAUUCUGGGAGAAUGCACCGCCUCCUUGCCAGCCGGGCGCAGGUGGCACAUUUCUUUAACUGAUGAACUUUUAUGUUUCUUGGUUUUUUAAUGAUUUUUAAGUUUUACUUGAACCCAAAAUCCCAGACUUUGUUUUACAUUGGACUGAUCUGCAUGAGACCCACUGGAGGGUAGAGGUGGCCCCUGGGGCAUGGCUGGGCCCCGGGUCUUGCCUUCUUCAUUUUUAUUUGCUGCUAAAAUGCCCCCUAGCCUGGAGCGUCAUCUGGUGGCUUCUGGCAGUGGGUGGGGGUUAACGGGGGCCCUGCCGCACAGAGAGCAUUACAUGGCGGCUCCUGUCUGUCAUCUGCAGUUUACCAUCCUGCCCCCUGAUUCUCACCUCCGUUUUCUAUAGAUGCCUUUGAGAGGGGUUUUCCAGAUCAGGGGCCCCGGUAAAAUAAAGGAAAACCCCAUUGUUUUGGUGCUGCGCUCUGGUCCCAAUCACUUACAUGACCUCUGUUGCCAAUCGCUGGCUUCAGCGGUCAUGUGUGCAGGAACGGCAUGUGGUCAGUGAUUGGCGGGACCAGUGACAUGAACAAUGGAUGGGACAGUUGGUGUGAAGGGGUUCUCCUUUAACUCCGUUUCCUGCUCUCGGACAGAUUUUUAAAGGUAAUGAAUGCCUCCUGAAACAUUAUUAUUAUUUAUUAAUUUUAAUCCUUGCAUUUCACUCAUUUUGGGCUUAAAAUCAUUUCUCCAGUUGGUCUUAGUGUGUCCUCUCCAGCUUCCAGUGUACCUGCUGAAUCUUGUCAGGGAGCUGCUCUGAUGGCUUUAUGUUUAGCCCCUAUCUCUGAACUCCUGACAGCUCAUAAACACUCAUCAUAACUAAACUCUUAUUGGUAAAUUUAGGGGGUGACAGGAGUUCGGAGAUGAGGGCUACACAUCAAGUCAUCAGAGCAGCUCCCUGACGGAUUCAGUGAGAGGCGGAAGAAGUAAUCUGCAGGUACACUGAAAGCUGGAGGGGCCACACUAAGGCCAACUGGAGAAAUGAUUUUAAGCCAACAUGAAACGCAAUGAUUAAAAAUGCCCUCAAACUUCAGCCAUUGCCUUUACAAAUUCAGAAACCCCCGUAGGGGCUGCUCACAGAGCAUAUUACAUGCGUGUGUCAGGGCCCCACCCCAGGUUUAACUAAGCCACCAUCUUCGAGAGCUCUUGUUUUGUGGCUCAGGAGGGGUUAAUGUCACAUGACCUUGUUGUGGGGUCCUCAGGUUUCCUGCAGCCACUGUACAUGAGGACCCCCGGACAUCUGCUGCUGUGGUCUUCAGGACUCGGUGCUAUUUCAUGCUGUUUAUGUUGACAAAUCUGUGUGCAAUAUUUUACACAAAUAAAGGGAAUAUGAUUUCAA
Molecule: messenger RNA, 3319 nt
Organism: Bufo gargarizans (Asiatic toad)
Lineage: Eukaryota; Metazoa; Chordata; Amphibia; Anura; Bufonidae
Gene: SLC38A7
Product: solute carrier family 38 member 7
Exons: 11
Coding region: 219-1568 (449 amino acids)
Biological process (GO): amino acid transmembrane transport
Molecular function (GO): L-alanine transmembrane transporter activity; L-serine transmembrane transporter activity; L-asparagine transmembrane transporter activity
Source: RefSeq, a predicted model, not a curated record